UAAAGAAUCUAACACAAAGUGGGAGUCGUCAAUUACUCUUUUGCUGAUGACAGUGUGUUUUGGGGAGAUUUAGAAGAGAAUUUGUAGAGAAUCCUGACAAAAAUGAGACUGGCUGUUAAGACAUGAAGCUUACUAAGUGCUGCCAGCCAGCCAGUUUCACACUGAGGCACAGGAAGAGGUGCUCUCACUGAAACACCAAAAUUACAUUGGCCUAGAUAUAAAAUGUACUGCCUAGUGACAUUUUAUUUCAAAAUAACAAGAGCAUGAAUGAUAAUUGAUUAAUGAUCAAGAGAACUGAACCAACCAUAAUGUGAGGUUUCUUAAGAGUAAAAUAAAAAAAAGUGUGUGCCACCUGAGGGUUUUAGUUUGCUGAUUAGCAUCUUUUAUCUGCAAACUACCUAACAAGAAAUGAUGUCUGGAACUCUGAAAAGGAUACCUAGAAUCCUUCUGGUGAUGGCAUUCAUAUGUUGUACACGCAGCUUUGCAGACUAUGAGUAUCCUUGGGUGACUGCCCAGGGGUCACGAGGAUCAGACAACCUUCAGGCCACCAAGUAUAACUUCACUGCUGUUCUAGCUGACUUGACAAAGCCAAAGAAAGUCAUGGCUGGCCCUCGACUGGUGUCUCGCCAAUAUUCUCGUCUUGUUGUAUCCACGGGCUCAUCUGUCAACCUCAAUUGUACUGUAGAAGAAGCUGGUAAUGUCUCAGUAACGUGGACUCGUGGCAAUGUGGUGUUGGCUGUAAACAAGUUCAGAUAUACCAGUGAUGAGAGGUUCAGUCCCUUGCAUGAGACUGGCUUUAGUGACCACAGUCUCCACUUUACUCAUGUACAGCCAGAAGACUCUGGCUUCUUUCAGUGCCAUGUUGGAACUGUUCCUGAACAGGUGGCUGAGGUCAAGCUCAUCGUUGUAGAUGCAUACUCCGUUAUCUUUGGGUCCUCUGAUGUGUCUGUGGCUGCAGGAGGGACACUGUACUUGCUAUGUAUGGUUCUCCAAGUCAGUGAUAUACCAGAUUAUAUCUUGUGGUACCAUAACAGUCAAGUUAUUGACUACUCUAGAAGUAGUAUUUCAGUGAAGAUAGAAGAAGAGACGAGAUCAAGUGAGCUACAAGUUCGAAACAUUAAUUAUACAGAUGCUGGGAAUUACACCUGUGUUCCAUCUAAUGCUACACCAGCCUUUGUUUCCAUUGCAGUAUUCAAGGAUAUCAACAAGAAAUUUGGACCACCUCAGAAGUGUGAUGACUGUGUAUUAUUCAUUCAACUUGGAGCAACAUUUGCAUUUUUCACAUUAAGCUUUGUCGUUGCCUUCUGUGUACACAGCCGUAAUCACAAACCUCGUCGCUGGAUAGAGCAUCACCUGUCAGAUCUGUAUCUUCCUUCUGGUGUUGACAAAUCUCUGUGAAACCUAUUCAUUGGCAAGUAAUUGAUAAAUUUACUAUGUACAACUAUUCUUAUUUUGUUAUAUGUAACUAUGGGGAUGUGAUUAUUAUUCAAAACAAAGCACUAAACCCACCAAGGUUAUACAGUGCUGUAUGGGGGAUGUGACAUUAGCCUUCAUUAUUAUUUCAUACAGGAUGAGUGCAGUACUGUAUUAUUACUAUAAAGUUCCUUUUGCUUACUGAUGCUUUCAUUACUCUAAAAUUCACGGACUUGUCAGCCACAUUAACUCCAUCAGAUCCAGUCAUGGUUAGAGAAUUAUUAAUCACCAAUUAUACAACUUAAGUAGGCGCCUUAUAAGAGUAAUUCUUGCACUUUACUCUUGUAUAAAUCCUAGCCACACAUGUGCUAGCUAAUUAUCAUCCACCACACGAUCGAUUAAACUUGUGUACCCUAUACCCACUUCCUUCAAUCAGUCACUUAAUUAUUAAGUAAUUAAUUCAAUUUUUUCACUGAUUGCAUCCGGUUCAGGAAGGACCAGCGGGCAGAUAUGGAAAAUUUUCUAGGGUGAUUACUUGUACAUACCUCAACAUUACAUGCAUACGAGUAAUCUCCUUGGGAGACAACAACUAUAUUGUUUACCGUAGUCACCCGUGUAGAUAUGUGAGAAAACUUAACCACCUCUGGUCACUGCAGGUGGCCCCUCGACCCUCACUAUCUUAUCCAUAUCUAUCCGAGACCAGUAUAAAUUGGGUAGCACCCUCAAGUACGGCGCUACUAAUUAAUUGUGGACUGUAUAGAUUAUAUUAGUUUAACUGAAUGAAGGGGGGGGGGUAGGUUACACAUGGAUAUAUCCAUCAAGGAAAACACUUGUACAUAAUCUCACCACUUACCAGAUAUUCUCUGGUGGUCACUUGAUGUAGCUGGAUCACUCAUAACCUAUCCAAUUACAACAUACCUAACUGGCCAGUAUCAGUCUGCUAUAACUAGAAGGGUUACUUAACUGUGGGUGAUUGAUACUCCUUAUUUCCUCCAUUCACCAUCUCAUUUACAGCAGUGCCGUCAAUCACGUUCCCUCACUCUCCACCAGGGACAGUCACGACACUUCCUAUUAUGAAAUGAGGCCUAUAUUAAUCCUUAGGCUGCCGUGAAUGCCAAUUUCCUGGUUCCAUGAUUUCCCAGCCUCCUCACUACAUUCAAAACACUCCCGCCUCUUCCAUGCCCCGAGUCGACCUCUACCCCCACACAUCCGCGCAUGUGCAAAGGGAACUCUUGGUUCUGUCCUAUUGUCAAAUACAUUUUUGACUCAUAUUGACACAUUAAACACCUAUUAGGCGCUAUAGCUUCGGAAAAUUAAAAAAAAUUCCACAAUAGUGUUACCAUCCACAAGUGUGUUUAUCUUUAGCCAUCAUAUCUCCUUUCGAACCCCCACGACGAAUUGGUGACAGCGGUGUGGGCGUAAAAUUGAUAAUUGCGCUGAUGCACGGAGAUAAAUUCCCUCAGUGGAUGACAGUGUGUGGCCAGUAGGCUGACCUACCUCAAGCCAGCUACCUCAAGCAUCUACCAGCCUUUACACUAUUCACUGGUCAGUCUCUGUGUAUUAGUGUUUAUCUGCUUAUUUGCAUCACUCCCGAGGGGUUCACCCAAGUUUGCAAAGUAAGCCAAGCUACUUAAGCCAGUCUGUGGUGGGGGAGUCAGUCAGAACAAGCCCAGUCAGCCCAAGCCUUACACCAUCCAGCCUUGCCUGCCAAGCCAGCUUUCCACCCCUGCUGUGGUCAUCGUUAGAAGUUAUCAAGGCAUUCUGUGUGAAGGGUUAAGCCAAGCCAGCCAGCAACUAACCCAGUGCUCUAGCAAGCCACGUGGGUACAGUCUUUUUCAUUGCUUUGUGCUUCAAGUUCUAGCCAUUCUGAGUGCUUUAUCAUCCCUGUGGUGUUGUGAUAUUUUGUGGGUUUGUUUUUAAGCCAGCCCGGCUUAGAAUAUCUUUGUGCCUAGUGCGAGUGUUCCCCAGUGUGGCUUACGCCGUUCAUCCCAUAGGCCCAGUCACCACGCGGUGUCUCACCACCGCCCUGCCUCAACCCCCCACCUCACUCACUACCACUGUUUUGUACCCUUAUCACGGGUUCUAGCACCAUAUUUUUAAGGACCACAUAGGGGGUCAAGAGUCAAAGUGUUUCUUCGUCAGUAUUAUUAUUAUAAUCAAAAAGAAUUCUUCGUCAGUAGCGCCAUCGUAAAAAGCCUGUGUGGGUCCAGCGUCGAUUUAAGCGCAAAUUCCUCAAUCACGUGUGGAGUAGCAACGAACGCAGUCAGCCAUGAGACGACAUAACCAUCCUCCACCAUCUACCUCAUUCUUCACCAACGUCGCUAGUGAUAAUAUUUUUCAUAGAGACAUUUGCGAGUGUUGAGACAUUUCUGUGUUUCCAGUGAUUUCUUAGUGACAUUCAGUAACUCUUCGUUAGACUCAGUGUUUAUUAUAUACUGUUUGCAAUAUUUUUUUUCUCUUCUUAAUUCAGUGUUAAUUUUUGUGCAUUAUUUUAUGUGUUGUGUUGCUUCUUUUUAUAUACUUGAAGUAAGUACGUUAGUGUUUUUCCUUGUUGUGUGCAAUAUAUAAGCAGUAUAAACUUGUGUUUACAUUUCACAAUUACCUUGUGUUCACAGUAUUGCAGUGAAGUAAUUCAGUAAUUUAUUACCUUAUAUUCUGCAUCACAACUCAAGUGUUGUCCGUUAUAUUUUUCUCCCAGCAUUUGUGUAUUCUUGCUGUUUUGUUUGCAUUCAUUUGCCAUUUUAUUUUAUUUUUGUGUGUGUGUUGAACAUUCUUGUGUUAAUUCUUUUCAUUUAACCUGUCUAAUUUGUCUUAUUUCCACAGACAAUAGUGCCAUUAUUUUGUUCAAGCCAGACAAUUAUUUUUCAAAUUUUUCAUACCUCAAGUUUCAUUGCAAGAAAAUUCUAGUAUUGUGUUUAUAUUGAUGUGUUGUGUUCUGCAUCACUAAGUGUUCAAACCUUUUGUUCUGUGUUUUGCAUCUAUUAUUUUUUGUUUCAUUGAACAAAUUCACUCUUAGUGCAAUUUUUAAGUUCUUCUUUUAAAGUAAAUCAUUCUUUUGCUUGUUCAGUAAGUGUUGCUUAAGCUGCAAUUAAGUGUUAGUGUUCACUCAGUUCAUUCCUUGGUAAUAUUUUUUUUCUUGUAAACUGUAUUUUCUUGUGUGUGUAAUUUUUUUUUAUUAUUGCACAUUGAUUCAUUUUACAAUAAUUCUUGUGUAAACAUUGUGUUGCCAUUAAAAUUUUUCUUUCAGAAAUUUUUAUGUAGUAUUGUGCAGUACUUUUGAUUAGCAAUUGUUAUUUGCAAUAUUGUUACAGUUUAUUUCAGUGCAGUUUCAUAUGCUCUUUUCUGUGCAUAAUAUUUUAUUCUUUGUGUGCCAUUUUAUUUUUAGUGAAUUGUUUUCCCAGUUUUUAAUUUUGCACAAGAUUUAUUGAGUCCAUUUUAACAUUUUUGAUUGAUUUAUCAAUUAUUGUUGAAUUUCCUUAUUGCAUUGAGAGUAAAGACAACUCACUGUGCCAUUAAUUCAAUUUAAAGUAAAUUUGAGUAAAUUAGAUUUGAGUAAAGUACCAUUUCUCUUGAUUUUCAAAGUGUUGCUUAUUCAGUUGAGUACUUUCUUUUGUGAGUGUGAGUUCUCCUUGCUUACAGUGUGACUUACUUUUUUUUAAGUAAAUAAUUUCUUCCCAUUUAAGCUUAUUGUGUCAUUCUCUCUAUUUUUCUUGCCUUUAUGUCCUUGAGUAAGUUCCCUGAGAAGAUGCCCAGUCACCUAUGAAUGUUCACUUAGUGUAUCAUGCCAGUCAAAGUCAAUAUGAAUCAGUCCACAGUACCAGUAUUCCCUUACUGACAAAGACAAUACCUAGCCCUUGAGCAAUGUGUUUGUUCUCACAACUUGUAUCCGAGAUUUGUUAAAGUGCUGCGAAAUGUGAAGUUCAGAUAAAGUUCCUAUAGAUUCGUUCAUUACUUAUUAACGUAGCCGAGCGGCCAGGCACUAGUAAUACUGUCACUCCUGUCUGGACUCCAGCCAUAAUAUCAUGCACACAGGAUAAUGUACAGUUACCUUGGGUUUCAGAGGAACCUCAGACAACCCUGGGUGCUGAGAUUACUAUCCUUGUGAUGGCGACUUGUUCAAGUAUUCGUUCCUUCCCAGGGGACGCUUUGAGAAGAACUUUACUUGCAACGAGUUAUGCCAUCUCUUGCUGAUGCCACAAGCCGUUGCAGAAAGACGUUUCUGUGGCUAGUGUACUCACUUGAGUGUUGUUGUUGUCCCUUGUGUUCCAGAUGGUGAUGCCAUCCUCGUUGACAGUAAUUCGUGCAAUGUAAAAAGUUGUUUCUCGAGUAACUUUCACACGUUGUCAACGAUUGUAAGUGAAGUUUCUUUCUAGUUGAUACCUCGUGUCACUGUGUGCGACUCAGAGUGAAUAUCAAUAUUGUUGACCGUGUUCAUUUCUUUUCCCCUGUGCUUGCAGUGAGAGAUAGUAGAUUCGUUCUCCCUUGCUCAUAUUGCGUGUUAUAGCGUUAUUUUUUUCAACCGGGAAGAGUCAUCCACUCCACCGAGUUUGUUCAUUCCUCCAGUAAGAAAGAACCGAUCCCUUGUGUUCUGGUGUGAUUCGAUUCCUGCUCCAGGAAGAUCUUAUUCUGACUGUGAAGCCACCAGCACCCAUUAGUGACUUUGUAAUGAGCCAAGAAUUACUGUAUCGAACAGUCGAGUUGAGUACUAGCAGAAGAGUUAGUAAUUCCACAGUCACUAGUGAAUGUAGCUGUAUCUUUUGUAGAUACUCGUUCAGACUGUCCUCAGUCAAGGCAUGUGUUAGCCAUAGCAGAAGAAUUCGAUCCGCCCAAAGACGAUAACCAUUCUGCGUACGUAAACCUUACCCUCGCAGAAUUGGGUUUAAAUGUAAACAGCCUGUAUAAUUAGAUGUCCGAGAUGAAUGAAAUUAUCAACUGUGUGUUUUAUUAGCUGAUCAGUUUGUCAGAAAUUUUUGUGUUCACGUUCCCUCCGAAUUCUGAGAAUUUAGCAAUACUGAUCUGCGUGCACCAGAUUUUGCUGUUAAUUAUUUGCACUUUGUAAAUAUAUAUUUAUUCUUCCUCAGAAUCCGUAGAGUGCAUGAAUACAGAUCGAUCGAUCAAUUCCAUCCUAUAUUUUACCAUGACUUGUUCUUAUAAUUUGUAAUGCAUUACGUUAAAACUCAUUACAUUAACACCCAUUAUGUUAAAACUCACGAUGUUAACAUCCAUUAUGAUACCAUCCAUUAGUUCUAAGUUACAUAUGUCUUUGUUAUUGUAUAGAAUCAGCCCAGAACCACCUGCCUGUUCAGCCUAUGGCAUAGUAAUGUCGAGACGACAUACAUAACAUGACCGAGCUGUCAGCAUAGUUGCUGAUCCCCUUACAUGUGUUGUAUAGCCUAGCUGAGUAUCAUAGUACCAUCCAUGUGUUUAUAUAGAAGAUCCCUAGGCCUAGUGACUGUAUGACGUCACGGGAUGCAGCAUGGUUAGUGGGACGUGCUACCUCGCCCUCACUCCACGCUUAGACAUACAACAGGCAAGCAGGCAGGCCGGACCCCUUCCCUUACCACAAUCUGACAAUAUAGUGUUACCAUCCACAAGUGUGUUUAUCUUCAGCCAUCACAUCUCCUUUCGAACCCCCACGGCAUGUUUAUUACUAUUGUUCUAUAAUAUACAUACACAUAGUCACUGGACACUUUCAUAUAACUGCUAUUAUCUUCAAUCUUGUGUUGUGUGUGAGUGCGUGUCUCUCUCCAGCAGCUGUCAAAAUGACAUAUUGUAUCAAAACAAUGGGGUCGGAUGCUUGCUUCCCCUCCAUCCUCCUAAUUAUCUUUCUCCUUCAUUCUCUCUCUCAUUCUUCGUUCUCCUUCAUUUUUCUGGUAUCCUGGGCAAUGCUUUUGGUCACAAACUCCUCAAAACCAUAAAACUAUCUUCACCGACACUUUCAUGUGUUAGAGCAUCACUUGGGAAGAGAAGAGUCCCAGAUUUGCUGGGGAGUCAGAUAUUUCUUACCGCUAGGCAUGAUGAAUAAGGACUACUGAAAUGGCAAAAGAGUGAUGGAGUGAAUGAUUAUGAAAGUUUUUUCUUUUUCGGGCCACCCUGCCCUGGUGGGAAUCGGACAAUGUGUUAAUAAAAAUAAAAAGGUGGCGGCAGCGGCAGCAGCAGCAGUAGUAGUAGUUCAAAUACGUAGUGCUCCAAAAGUAGAUCUAUGUUUUUUACACAUUUUCAAAUGUAAAACAAAAAAAAUGACGAUGUACAUUUUUUUUACAUACUUGUACUAUAUGUACAAAACUAAAGCAGGAGGAAUCUAUAAAGGCUAUAGUGCCAGCAAAGGGCAUUACAGUAAUUUCUAAGCAGUGGACCUCUGUCAAUGAAAAGAUGGGAAAGCUGCUGUUGACAUGGUUGAUGGAGAAAUAGCUCACAGGAGAUACGUAGUGUAGUGAGAUAACAUAAAAAUUGUACAUAGCAGUUCUUAAGAAAAGUGUGAACUCCUGACAGGAUAUGCUGCUCUAUUUUUUCUCUAAGGUAUGUAAAUGUCGUAUGUACACCAGAUUAAUUCAGUUAGCCUCACAAACUCCGUUUUCUCUUAAAACACCUCUUGACGUUUUCAUAGCGAGAAUGUGUGACCACUCCCGACCAUAAUCCUCCUCUCUCUGCCGUCCGUGUAAUGGCAUAUUUUAUUCAUUCUAGAGUGUAUAUCAGGUUUCUAUGUUAUUUAUAUUCUUAUGUCAUAUUAGAUGAAUUGUGACAGAUAAAUAAGCCACAGAGUUGUCAUGCCUCCUGAGAGCAGGAAUUCAGCUGGAACAAAUUAUUUGCAUUUCAAUUAAUUUAAAUGAGGAAAAUUGACCCAGCAUACGAACAAAUCAGGAUACGAACAAGUCCAUGGAACGGAUUAAAUUCGUAACCCAAGGUUCCACUGUAUAGCGUUUAUUAUAUAAUUUUGAAAAAAUAUCAUAGAUAGAUUAAUGAAAAUGUGUAUAUUAACGUAAUACAUGACAGCUAAUGAGACUGUAAUUAUCAUUACUAAUAUGGCGUCUCGAGACAUAAGACACUCUUACUGAUUUUAAUGUGUACCUGCAUGCCAGCACAGUGUGUAAGUUUAUUUAGGUACAGGUAUACGUAAGUAUAAUUAUCAGAGUACUGUAUAUAUAUAAAAUAUGAAAUAACUUUUGUCCUCCUUACCCUCUCUGCCAAUCCCUAGGCACCUUCCCCUCUUUCAUACAUUUAGUAAACAAAUAUACCAACCACCCCAACACUAUAUCCCUUCCCCCCGACUUUUAACAUUUCUGUCAUGAUCCCAUCAGUUCCGGCUGCUUUACCCCCUUUCAUUCUACGCAAUGCCUCACACAACUCACCAACACUCACAUCCUGCUCUUCUUCACUCCUAAAAAUGUUAUACCUUACUGGCCAGUGCAUGAAAUUACCGCCUCCCUUUCUUCGACACUUAAAAGUUCCUCAAAGUAUUCCUACCAUUUACCCAAUACAUCCAGCUCCCCAUCUACUAACUCCCCUACUCUGUGUGCCAGUCAAUGUUUGUCACUGCCGCUGUGAAGUUAUUAAUGGCUGCCUCAUUGUGAAGUCUGAAAGUGACUUUAGUAGUGUCUUGGGGUAAUUUGCCAAGAUUUGUGAUGAGAAAGGUAGGGUAGUGAUCUGUGGUAUUAUCUGUGAUUAUGCCUGAUUUUAAAGGGGAUAUGGUGUUGGUCCAGAUGUGGUCUAGUAGGGAAACACUAGUCUCUGUAACUCUUGUAGGUUUUGUUACUGUUGGUAGCAACAUGCAGUUACUCAUAGUGUUUGUGAAUUCAGUAAUGUGUGGGUCCUGGUCUUGCAGGAGAUUUAUAUUGAAGUCACCUGAGAGUAGUAAGUGAUCUUUGUUCAUGCGUGCAUCAGUUAUCAUACUUCCUAGGUUUUCACUAAAAUGGCUAAUGUUUGACUGUGGUACUCUGUAGAUGUUUAUCACUGUGAGAGGUUUUUGUAGGUAUUUGGAUUUGAAUUUAGCUAUUAUAUAUUCCCCAUAUUCAUCCCUUGUGCAAGUAUUAGUGAUACAUUCUAGUUGGUCUGAGUAGUAUAUAGCUGUGCCACCCCCUUGUUGAUCUGGCCUACAGUUGUGUAUGGCUGUGUAACCAAGAAUGGCACAGACAUCUGUAGUACCAGGCUUUAGCCAGGUUUCGGUGAGAGUAAUGAUGGAUAUACCGGCAUGCAGGGAAUUUAGUAAUGCUAUGAGGUCAUCGUAAUGUUUAAUCUGAUAUUGUAGGUAAAGACAGUUAUGUUGUUGUUGGCUCUGAGAAGUGCCUUUUAUUGUUCUGCUGUGUAGUAAUUACAGUUACUGUUUGAUUCAUUUAAGUCAUUCAAUAAGAGGUUGGUAUCAGGAUCAAUGCUUGUUAUAAUAAGAUUUAUAGUGAAUCUAUAGUUAGAAUUAAGUGUAAGACAAAGUAAUUAUUCUAAAGCUAUAAAAUAGCACCCGAGUUAUUUUAACAAAUGUAAAAAGUUGGGCUAAGGUAGUUCUUUAAAGCUAAAAUAAAGGUGACAAUAUAAAAGAGACUAAAAAAAAAAUUUGUGAACAAAUAAAGUGGUAAUCAAAUAAAUGAGCUAAGGAAUAUUAUGGUAAAAUAGUGAACUUAUUACACUUUAGCACCUGAGAAUAGCAUCUUGAUUACUUUUUAACAAUUGUGAAUAUAUGAACUAAGGUUGUUAUGUAAAGCUAUAUUAAAGCUAAAAUAAAGGAGAAAAUAUAUAGGGACUAAAUUAAAUAAUGGUAAACAAAGUUAAAUUGGCAGAUAGUAACUAAGAUAUUGCCCUUAGACAGGACAUCUCCACUGCCUCCAACCGCCUCCUUGCUGCUGCAUUCACAACCCAAGCUUCACACCCACAUAAGAGUGUUGGUACCACUAUACUUUCAUACAUUCCCUUCUUUGCCUCCAUAGACAACGUUUUUUGUCUCCACAUAUACCUCAACGCACCACUCACCUUUUUUCCUUCAUCAAUUCUAUGAUUAACCUCAUCCUUCAUAAAUGCAUCCGCCAACACGUCAACUCCCAAGUAUCUGAAAACGUUCACUUCUUCCAUACUUCUCCUCCCAAAUUUGAUAUCCAAUUUUUCUUUAUCUAAAUCAUUUGAUACCCUCAUCACCUUACUCUUUUCUAUGUUCACUUUCAACUUUCUACCUUUACACACACUCCCAAACUCAUCCACCAACCUUUGCAAUUUUUCUUUAGAAUCUCCCAUAAGCACAGUAUCAUCAGCAAUAAGCAACUGUGUCAAUUCCCAUUUUGUAUUUGAUUCCCCAUAAUUUAAUCCCACCCCUCUCCCGAACACCCUAACAUUUACAUCUUUUACAACCUCAUCUAUAAAUAUAUUAAACAACCAUGGUAACAUUACACAUCCCUGUCUAAGACCUACCUUUACCGGGAAGUAGUCUCCCUCUCUUCUACACACCCUAACCUGAGCCUAUCCUCACUAUCCUCCUAUAUUCACAAAAAAAAAUGUGCUGCACCAUUUAAUGGCUUACAAGCCUGGCCCUAGUAGUAUAGGGUAUGAUAUACAGUACCAACCUGCAACCCAUAGAUUAAUACUACUCAGGUACAAUAUAGUACCUAUUUACUGGUAAGUAAAGAAAGGAAGUUGUGUUAAGGAGACUUCCUAUAUACUUAGCCUUGUUUUCCUCAUUUUAUUUGUCUUUGAACAAUUCACAGCUGCAAUUUUGAAUAUAUUUAUGAAAUUACCUGACAUUUUUAUAAACUUCAUUGCUCUAACAUUUUUAAGUACUAAAAUAAUAUUUUACAAUACUGUUCCUCAAGAAAUAUUUUCAAAGAAAAA
Cherax quadricarinatus is the source of this 11220-nucleotide messenger RNA. RefSeq names its product protein amalgam. The record is from RefSeq and is a predicted model, not a curated record. Gene Ontology annotation, biological process: synapse organization. Gene Ontology annotation, cellular component: neuron projection membrane. Lineage: Eukaryota; Metazoa; Arthropoda; Malacostraca; Decapoda; Parastacidae.